AUGUUUUUAGUUACGUACUUCUUCCUUCCCCUCUUUCUUUUCUCUUUAGUUUCUUCCUCCUUGGCAAAAUUCGAAGACCAACAGGAAGCCGCUCUUUCCAAGAAAACGCUUUACUCGAAAUCCACUAACAAUGAUGUUGUCAGUAUUAACCUUGAUAUCCCCACUUGUACCUAUGACCAUGUCUUGUCUUCUGAUGUCACUCUUUAUUCAGCAAAACAAACCGUUACUGCUUCGAGUUAUUGGUCUCUUGUAACAACUAGUAUUACAACUACUGCUUAUGAACCAUUCACUUCGCAUCUUCCUUGCGUUGCUGCUACAAGCGUUAUAUCUUCUUUAGCUUCUAGUGGUCCGCCUGCAAGCCCUGCUUCAUCCACUUCUGUCGCUAGUGUCACUCCUUCAUCCUCUUCUUCGAAUGUUAUCUCUACGACCGCUUCUGGCUCUUCCGGUAGUCCUUCGACGAGCGUUUCAUCUACGAAUAGCGCAACUGCUUCCACCACCGUCCACAGAGCGGAAGUUCCCUCUUCAUCAGCUUCGACAUACUUGUCUUCGAGCUUAAACUCUCCUAGUCCCGCUCCUUCUACGUCGUCAGUUGACUCUUCAAGCUCCAGCAAAACUACUCCUUCUGCUACAGUGCCGUCGAGCAAUGUUUCAAGCCCCAGUUCGGUUACUUCUCCACCUUUAACUUCGACUCCUAAUGGAAACACCGUUUCUGCUUCCACUCCCAGGUCCACCGCAACUGAAUCAUCCAAGUCAGUUGGUUCUACCACUGCAACUACCGCCACUUCUUCAGACGUAACUUCCGGUACAUCCUCUGUUGCUUCAACAACUGGUACUUCAAGUUUUCCUACCUCUCAGACGACUACUGCUUCCUCUAACACUGAAAAUUCCUUGUCAUCCAAUACCGUUACCGCUUCUUCUACUUACCCUUCAAGUAUAUCAACUGAUUACCUAACCAGUGCCUUUACAACUACUGCAACUUCUGUCUCGGCAACUACAACUGGGGAAACUGAUACGAGAACUAUUUAUCGUACUUUAACAUCCGGAACAUUAAGUACUUCAUCAGUGAUUUUUAAUAAUAGCACUCCUAUUUCUGGAUCAUUACCAUCUGGAUAUAAACCUGCUAUACCGACUUCAGGUUCUUCACCGGUGAACAACUCUACGCCUCGUUCUAGUAAUAGCGUUCCCGUGACAUCAACCUCGAAGUCUGUACCUCCCUCUACUAGUGCAACGAGUAAUGCAAGUGUUUCAACUCCCACUCCUGCUGUACCGACUUCAACUGUCGCCACAAGCAGUUCUCAGUUGACGUCUUCUGCCCCUUCUUCUACUUUAAUCACGUCCGCAUCUUCAAGCACUACACCUGCUCCUUCAAGCUCUGUUCCGUUGACUAGUGGUAAUAGUGCAUGGACAUCUGUAAUUUCAUCUGCCUCUAGCACGGAAAUUGUUUCUAGUCAAGCGUCUACAACUACCUGGGCAUCUACGUACGCCACGACAACUACUAUCUCUGGAUCUGUCGUUUCUACAACGAUGACUUCUAGCGUUGUUCCCCAAACCUCUCCUCCCUCUUGGGUGACUGAAACAGUAACUUCCGGUUCUAAAGGAUUCACAACUACUAUUGCUACUCCUGUAGGCACAUCUGCUGGUACUGUUGUGAUUGAUACUCCUGGUCCUACUCCCUCUUGGGUGACUGAAACAGUAACUUCCGGUUCUAAAGGAUUUACCUCUACUAUUGCUACUCCUGUAGGCACGUCUGCUGGUACUGUUGUGAUUGAUACUCCUGGUCCUACUCCCUCUUGGGUGACUGAAACAGUCACUUCUGGCUCUAAAGGAUUUACCUCUACUAUUGCCACCCCUACCGGCACAUCCGCUGGUACUGUACUAGUUGACAUUCCCUCUGCUUGGAUAACAACAACCACUACUUCUGGAUCUACAGGAUUUACUUCAACGUAUUGCGACACCAAGUGGUACCAAAACCGGAACAGUAUUAGUAGAUGUUCCAAACUCCAACUCCCUCAGUCUUCCCUUCAUGCAACAGCCGUUGUAACUCUGACAACUCCUUCCGCAUUCAAGUUUUAA
This is a messenger RNA of Schizosaccharomyces cryophilus OY26, 2073 nucleotides long. Its product is annotated as cell agglutination protein Map4. Bases 1 to 2073 code for a protein of 690 amino acids. NCBI's taxonomy places the organism in Eukaryota, Fungi, Ascomycota, Schizosaccharomycetes, Schizosaccharomycetales, Schizosaccharomycetaceae. The transcript has a single exon. The record is from RefSeq and is a predicted model, not a curated record.